AUGGACCGGUGUAAUGCUGCAAGCUCCAACCCAGUUUGGUUUGAACUCGGUGCCUGUGCAGCAUUCGAUGGAUUCGUCUGGCCGCACCCAACAGCAGCUCCGGUGAGCGUAUCGUCGACCGCCGAAUUGUAUGCAGCACCGCAGUUCGGGUCGCUGUCAAACGUCAGUGCCUUCGUUGAGAUCACCUGCUCCACAGCGACCGUUGCAGCUGUAGCUGUAGCAGACAUCAGCAUCGACCCGUGUUGCAAAGUUCAGAGCAGAUACGUAGACAUACUCUCCGCCAUUGGCACUAUUUGUGCCAAAGUUGCUUCCUACAGUGCCGCUCCAGGUGCAAGCUUGGCCUGCUGA
This is a messenger RNA of Zasmidium cellare ATCC 36951, 348 nucleotides long. RefSeq lists its product as uncharacterized. The transcript has 3 exons. The record is from RefSeq and is a predicted model, not a curated record. The coding region runs from base 1 to 348 and encodes 115 amino acids. NCBI's taxonomy places the organism in Eukaryota, Fungi, Ascomycota, Dothideomycetes, Mycosphaerellales, Mycosphaerellaceae.